Molecule: messenger RNA, 1357 nt
Organism: Prosopis cineraria
Lineage: Eukaryota; Viridiplantae; Streptophyta; Magnoliopsida; Fabales; Fabaceae
Product: F-box/kelch-repeat protein At3g23880-like
Exons: 1
Coding region: 114-1313 (399 amino acids)
Molecular function (GO): protein binding
Source: RefSeq, a predicted model, not a curated record
UUUCGAGUGAGAUUUCUUCCUCUCCGUUGAUUACUUCAGGUAUUUUGCUUGAUUCUCAGCCUCUGAUUUAUCUCCUUUCGUUUGAGGGAUCUUUUUCCCCUUGGCCUAGCACUAUGAAGCAUAUGCGAGUGGACGGUGAUACGCCGUAUCUUCCUGAAGAAAUCAUCACAAACAUUCUCAAAAGACUACCUGUAAAAUCCCUAAUCCGUUUUCAAUGCGUAUGUAAACAUUGGAAAAAUCUCAUCCAGACCCCAUGUUUUGUCGCUGACCACGUCCACCACUCCACUCAUCAAAACCCUUCGCUUCUUUUCUCGUGUGAUUAUUCACGUAAGCCUUUACGUUUGCUCGAUUGCGAGAUGCAAGUCCGACAAGUUCAGAGCACACCUUUGAUUGAUUCCUUUUCGUCCGUUAGGAUCCUGGGUUCCAGCAAUGGCUUGCUCUGUCUUGCAGGCCAGCAGUCUGAUUUAUCUCCUUCUGCCCUCUUAUUAUGGAAUCCUGCCAUUAGAGAGGUCAGGCAGUUGCCUAGCACCAAAACUACUAUUACUGUUAAGGAUAGUAUCACGGUAGGAUUUGGGUUCAGUCCAAUUCUUAAUGAUUAUAAGAUAGUGCGAACGUAUGCUGAGUCUGGUUAUGCAAUUUCUGGGGUGGAAGUGUAUUCAUUGAGCACAAAUUCAUGGAGAAAAAUAGAAUUUGGGAACUUAGAGGCUGUGCGUCUUCUUCCUUAUGUUGUUUCUGUUAAUGGAAGUAUCUUUUGGCAUGCGUUAGACUUAAAAAAAGAGGUGGGUGAAGAUAGUUUUGAAAUUAUAGUUUCAUUUGACAUAGCAAGAGAAGUGUUUAAAUUGAUACCAUGGCCUGCUUUAUGUUGUCGUACUUGUUUUGGGAUUAGUCGGCUUACUGUGUAUGAGGACAAACUUGCUAUGCUUCAUUCUCAUGGAACUGAAGACAUUCAAUAUUAUUUGAUUGAUUUGUGGGUGUGGGAGGAACAGGUGGAUUCGUGUGGGAAGAGAUGGAAUUGGAGUAAGAAAUAUGCUAGUAGCCCUCGUCCAUACAUGUUAUAUCCUGAGUCCAUUUGGAGGAAUGAAAUUGUAGGCGUUGGUUCUGGAAUUUAUAGGCCUUCACUUGCUUGUAUCGGAGAUAUUUUUGACACUGAUCUUGCAAUGCUGAGUGAGGAACCAAAACUUGGUCUGCAUCUAUUUAAUGUCGCUACCAAUGAAAUUAAGAGGUUUGACCUCCAUAGACAUGACGUUGGUGGUGUAGUUUCCAAUUAUGUGGAAAGCCUUGUAAGUUGUGACACUUGGCAACAUUCACGUUGAUGAACCUUGAUUGUAAAAGUUAAUUAUUAGUUUAUUACCAUGAA